AUGAAGAAAAUACUAAGGACAAUGUUGAAAGCUGAAGGGAAUUUUUCUGAUCAAAACAAAGACGGAGUCCAAACGGCCAAAAAGAAAGGCGUAUUUUGUAAGGGACCUUUAAAAUACAUCGGGAAGUACUUCUACAAAAAAACAGAUGACAAAUCUACUAAUAUUAAUGUCAAAAAUGAAGACUUUAAAGAUGAUAACGCUGCAGAUUCUGAAUCCAAACCUGAAGAGGUUACAGUUGAACUUAUUCAGAAACAUAUUGUUGAGAGAAGAUUGUUGAAAGCCAGCAAAGAUCUGAUUAUCUUAGAAAAUAAGAUCUACAGCAAUACAGAUGAAGAACUACACGAAAUUAAAAAUAAAGAACUGGAAUUUCUGUACGAUGAACUAAAUACGAAAGUAUUCAGAGUAGUGAAAGAAUCUAUUUUGGAAAACGAUGAGAGUUUGCUGAAAGAAGCUGUUCAGGCCAUCACAGAACAAGAAAAAGAAGAUAAAAAUGUGUCGGAAAAUAAUUCAAUGCCAUCCAGUCCUGUAAGACCAAGAAAAUGGAUGCAGAAAUGGCACGACUCGGUCAGUGAAUCAGUGGAAGAACGGAUGGGGAAUUUACCUGGAAUUUCCCCAAACGAUUCCGGCUCUUCUUUCUCCCGGACUUUUGCAAUUCUAGGAAAGACCAUUAAAACAGAUCUAACCCAUGUGGUCAAGAAUCUCAAACCGCAUUACCCAACAGCAGAGUUUGAUGUGUGCAAUAUCUACGCAAAGUGCUAUCACAAAUUUUUGAAAACCCACAUUGAAAAUAUUACCGAAUUUGAACUCACUGGAAAAGACAGCCAUUUUAUCCUGAGCCUGGUACUCAAUAUCUACCCCAACAAUAUAUUGGGAGAUCCAGUUCUGACUGAUCACAUACAAGCGACAAAAUUGGAAAGGCUUUUAACACUACGCAAGAUCAGAGAACUGAAGAGCAUUUAUAUCCCUUAUGAAGUGGAGUCUGUAAGAGAAUGGAUGGUCAGAAGCCUAAAUUUAGAAGUUGAACGCUGGAAGGAGGGGUUAGAACCCCUGAAGUUGGGCGAUUGCUACCAUUCAGAGUUGCAUAUAGAUGUUAUUCAGAGUUUUCAUGGAGGAAUUCAAAGGGCGGCAGAAAUCACUGAACAAAUGUCGAAUAAUAUGAUACCUUUACUGUCAAAUGAGCUGGUCGAGUUUCUGAAAAGUUACAAGAAAGCCUUUGAAGAAUAUAGAAAAAAUAAAAAUGAUGAAUAUUUCAAACCUAUAGUUAUGGCUAAUAUAAAUUGCUGCCAGAGUUUCAGAGAAUUUGUUGCUCAAAGUGAUGCAAAGUUAGAUCUGAAAUCAAAAGAAGCAAUUAAGUCAAUCCUGACUGAUUUUGAGAAGGUUGGAUUUGAGACACUUCUUCAAGAUUUAUAUGACGAGCUAAAGGGUGUUUUCAAGAGGAUUUCUCAAGGAAAUGGAAUGUGUAGUUAUCAAACCAUGCAAGAUAUCAUCCAGAUAACAGAUAAACACAUUUCUCAUUUUGGAAUGUUAACCAAACAUUGUUAUAAGGAAACGAUCGGUAAGGUCCACUUACACUUGGUCAAAGAAUAUAUCACGAGACUCCUGAAGAAAAAAGUCACUCACAAGAAUGUACAACAGCUUCAAACUCUAGCCAAGCAAAUUCGCGAGACGGCCAUGCUUAUCAAGGACUUCUUUUCUGUUUACGAAUCCCAAGCAUUUUGGCUGGAAAAUAUAAUAUCCAAAGUGGCUGAUAUAAUUCGACUCCAGGAUAUCGGUGCAAUUCAGCUUGAAGUAGCUACACUUGCUGCAGAAUAUCCAGAUAUUGGGCGAAAACAAGUUGAAGCUAUUUUAUACAUCAAAGGGAAUCUCAGCAAGAGUGAAGUCCGAUCAAUCGUCGGCAUCAUUGACAGCCAAGAAAAGAACACUAGCACAACCCAACCAUUCUUUUCAUUAAUUAAACCGUCUUAAUAUGUUUUAUGAGAACUGGUGCUUAAGCAUGUCACUAUUCCUGUAACUGUCUAUAUUACAUUAGACAAUGUAGCAGGAAGAUACCAAGGUCAGGAUUGACUGGCCGGAUGGUCAAUGUCACCUGUCCAUAUGGGUUGAUACUCGGAACUCCCAGUUAAUGUCGCUGUAAGAUGGAUAUAAUGGAAUUUGGUUAAAUUUUUGGUACUGUGUAUAGUUCCAUUUUUAUUACUACAGACAUAUAGGUCUAGAAAAUGUUUGAUAGUUCUCAGCAUCAUCUGUUGGACCUUUUAUUGUACCAUCUUGGAAAAGGACAUAAACUGCACAUAUGAGUUUGGAUUUCCCCAGUAUAUGUGAAGUUGUUGUGUGUUGUUCUGCCAAAGAGAAGCGUUGAACAUUGAAAAAGACGGACAAUAAGUAUUACACACAUUGGAUUUGAGUUAAGAUCUAGAGUACAUUAUUCAUAGAACAGUAUAUUGAACAGGAUCUACAACAAUUCAGAAAUUCAUUGUGUUAGUUACAUAUAGGAAGGAAUUAAUGUGAUGGGUUAGACUAUUUAUCCUAGAACAGAGGUGGCUUUCCUGCUGGUUGUUGACCUGCAUUCCUCAUGAAUCUCUGCUAGCCAACAGAAGUAUUGGACAUUUCGUCUGAUAACAGCAGGGAGCAUAACAUUGGUCACCACUUAUAUUUCUCCCAUCCAUCUUGUGUUUAUUAAACAGAAAAGGUCUUAAAUAUGACCGUGACUCUGCGAGAAAUGGUGCUCACAUUUCAAUCGAAUUCUAGAUAGUUCAUUUUUAUAAGCUCACUUUUAAACAAAUUAAUCUAUAAUCCUAUAAUCACUUUUUGUAGGGAUUUGUAUAUUUUGUAUCUUUUUUACUUUAAGAACAUAUUUUACCUCCGAAACAAUGUGAUCUCAUCCCUGGCUCAACGGAAUGUGUGGCUAAUUUUUGGACACGGUUAUAGCCAUUAUGUUUUCACAACAUGUUCGUCAUGACUUCUUUCGGAAGCAAAAACAGCGCUGAACAAUUUGUUUACAAUACACUUGUUUACACGAAGUUUGGAAGACGAAAAGCAAUCAUAGGAAUAGUUAAAUGUAUGUUUCUGAAGCUAGACUGCCUUCAAACAUCAGUACUUACAAGUAAGAGUUUCUGUUGAUAGUGUUUAUAAUAUUGUAUUGAAAUAUUUUUUGUAUUGCUUGUUGUAUUUUUUUCAGAUGUUAUAGCUAAGUUAUAUUUAGCCUGUAUAAUAUGGGACAUGUGUCCCAAAACUGUAUUUUUAUUUUUUCACAUAAAGUUUUCAAUUGUUUGUAUUAUCUUGUUUACGUAUU
Messenger RNA from Pelobates fuscus (common spadefoot toad), 3289 nucleotides. Its product is annotated as tumor necrosis factor alpha-induced protein 2-like. The transcript is spliced from 12 exons. Lineage: Eukaryota; Metazoa; Chordata; Amphibia; Anura; Pelobatidae. Gene Ontology annotation, biological process: exocytosis; exocyst localization. The record is from RefSeq and is a predicted model, not a curated record. The coding region runs from base 1 to 1965 and encodes 654 amino acids. Gene Ontology annotation, molecular function: SNARE binding. Gene Ontology annotation, cellular component: exocyst.